Messenger RNA from Labrus mixtus (cuckoo wrasse), 2853 nucleotides. It is a transcript of the gene elac2, whose product is annotated as elaC ribonuclease Z 2. Gene Ontology annotation, cellular component: mitochondrion. Gene Ontology annotation, biological process: mitochondrial tRNA 3'-end processing. NCBI's taxonomy places the organism in Eukaryota, Metazoa, Chordata, Actinopteri, Labriformes, Labridae. Gene Ontology annotation, molecular function: 3'-tRNA processing endoribonuclease activity. The record is from RefSeq and is a predicted model, not a curated record. The transcript has 24 exons. The coding region runs from base 84 to 2681 and encodes 865 amino acids.
GCAUUUGGAAAUGCAUGAAGUAGAUUAUUUUUAAAUGUAUCAACCUGCGCUUGUAGUUUUAUUCAUUUCGUGACGUAUUUAUUAUGAAUACUGUCCAUUUAAAGCUCAGGUGCUUUACUCUGCUGGUUGUGAAACGCAGAGCUCCGCGCGUCGCACGUUGUGAUUUUUAUUUCCACUGGACUGGUUUUCAGUUUUUCAGAACAAUGGCUUCCACUCCUUCUAACAACACGAACAACCUGGAGGAGAAGCAGCCGUCGGGUCAGAGGAAGAAGAAGCCGAAGGAGCCUCUGCGGAGGGUGAAGACCAAAGAGAGCAGGGCGGCGCGGCGUGGGGAGCUCCACGGACCGGCCACGGCGUACGUGCAGGUGGUCGGUGCCGGGAGCAGAGACAACGCUGCGUCACUGUACGUCUUCUCCGAGUACAACAGAUAUUUGUUCAACUGCGGGGAAGGAACGCAGAGACUCAUGCAGGAGCACAAACUAAAGGCAGCGCGUUUGGACAACAUCUUCCUGACCAGACUGAGCUGGGAGAACGUGGGAGGUUUGUCAGGGAUGAUUUUAACCCUGAAGGACACCGGUGUCCCAGAGUGCGUCCUCUCCGGACCUCCACAGCUGGAGAACUACCUGAGUGCUAUCAAGACAUUCUCUGGACCGCUGGAAGACAUCAAACUGUCGGUCCGACCGUACACUGAAGACACGUACACAGACGACACCAUGACGGUGAAUCAAGUGCCCAUAUUUGCCAAGCUGAGAGCGGACAGCGGACCGCCCUCACCCCGGUCGGGCAGAAGCAGCCCGUCUCAAAGUCCUCCGUCUCCCGGGAAAGACGACGCUAACAGCCUCGGGGAGGAGAGGGGCAGUCCAGGCAAAAGACAAACAGCAACUAGAGAUCCUUCUUUGGUCGUCGCCUUCAUAUGUAAGCUUCACCCAAAGAAAGGGAACUUCCUGGUGGCUCAGGCCAAAGAGCUCGGCCUGCCCGUAGGCACGGCAGGGAUCGGUCCCCUCAUAGGAGCUCUAAAGGACGGCCGGAGCAUCACGUAUGAAGGGAAAGAGAUCCGGCCCGAGCAGGUCUGCACUCCCACUGACCCGGGUCCAGUAUUUAUCGUGACAGAGUGUCCGUCUGAGGAGUUCGUCGAAGCUGUUUGCACCAAUCAGCAGCUCAGAAAAUACCAAACAGGAGGGUCAGAGGACCCUGCGGCGCUCGUGGUCCACAUGACUCCAGAGUCCGUUUUAAAUUCAGAUCAGUACAAGACGUGGAUGGAGAGGUUUCCGUCCUCGACGGAACACCUGAUUCUGAACGAACAGGUCUGCACGGUCCACAACAUCAGGAGUCACAAACUUCAGACCCAGCUGAACAUGAUCCACCCAAAGAUCUUUCCACAACUCCACUCGUACAGAACAAAGGAGCCUCAGGCCGCCCUGCACGCCCCGAACGUGCGAGCCGAGUGUCUGCUGAAGUUCCAGCUCAGACCUGUGAUGGAGUGGCAAAGAGACGCCAUCCCGCCCUGCAACACGGACCAGUUUGUGAAGGAGGCGUCUGAGGUCCCGAACUUUCUGCAGGAGGUGGAGGCGUGCAGGACGAUCUGCUCCGCUGACGCUGCAGAGACUUCGGGUGAGCCAGAGAAAUACCCCGAGGUGGUUUUCCUGGGAACGGGGUCGGCUCUCCCGAUGAAGAUCAGAAACGUCAGCGGCACUUUAGUAAACAUCAGCCCGGCUCAGUCUCUGCUGCUCGACUGUGGAGAGGGAACGUUCGGUCAGCUCUGGAGACACUACGGGGACGACGUGGACGACGCUCUGUCCAAGAUCUCCACCGUCUUCAUCUCACACAUGCACGCCGACCACCACACGGGGCUUCUGAAGCUGCUGUAUCAGAGGGAGCGAGCGCUGGCAGCUUUAGGAAAGACGUUCAGCCCGGUCUACCUGGUGGCCCCAGCUCCCAUCAUGACCUGGUUGAACCAGUAUCACGCGCACUGUGAGGAGAUCCUGCAACACAUUAGCCUCAUCCCCAACAGGAGUCUGUUUGACGGGGCUGAGACUCCCUGGCCGAAGACUCAGUCGCUCAUCAAAGCGCUGCUGAAAAAGAACGACCUGGAACAGUUCCAGACGUGCUUCGUGCGUCACUGUAAGAACGCCUUCGCCUGCAGCUUCACGCACCGCUCCGGCUGGAAGCUGGCGUUUUCCGGCGACACCAUGCCCUGCGAUGCGUUUGUGCACAUCGGAAAAAAUGCAACCCUGCUGAUCCACGAGGCCACGCUGGAAGACGGGCUGGAGGAGGAGGCUGUCGAGAAACGACACAGCACGACCUCCCAGGCCAUCGGCAUCGGCAUGAGGAUGAACGCCGACUUCAUCAUGCUGAACCACUUCAGCCAGCGCUACGCCAAGAUCCCUCUGUUCAGUGAGGACUUCACCGAGAGAGUCGGGAUAUCGUUCGACCACAUGAGAAUUCGCUUCGGGGACUUUAAAAUCCUCCCUGGACUCAGUCCCGCACUGAAAGCUCUUUUUGCCGACGAGAUCGAAGAGAUGGAGGAGAGACGAGAGAAGAGGGAGCUGAGACAGCCGAGAGGAGGCGGCGGCGGCUCCUACGAGGUGAACAAUGAGGAGAGGAGAAGCGCAGGUGCCAAAAGAGACCAGGAGGAGGCGGCGACGCACAACGUGGAGACGAAGAGGCUGAAAACCAGCUGAGACAUUUAACCAGAAAAAAAGACUCGCACUUAGAGCAUCCUGAGUUGUUUUAUUUAAAUGAAUUUGAGAGUUUUACUUUCCCUGUGUGGAUGAGUUGAAGACAAUAUGUAUGUAUAAGACAAAAACUCUAGUUUUUGUUUACCAUUAAACACUAUAAAGCAAUACAACAACA